Messenger RNA from Sabethes cyaneus, 4985 nucleotides. It is a transcript of the gene chb, whose product is annotated as CLIP-associating protein. Lineage: Eukaryota; Metazoa; Arthropoda; Insecta; Diptera; Culicidae. Bases 413 to 4792 code for a protein of 1459 amino acids. The transcript is spliced from 22 exons. The record is from RefSeq and is a predicted model, not a curated record. Gene Ontology annotation, molecular function: microtubule binding. Gene Ontology annotation, biological process: mitotic spindle assembly. Gene Ontology annotation, cellular component: microtubule organizing center; spindle microtubule; cytoplasmic microtubule.
GCUCGUCGAGAAGUGUUUUGGAUAUGACAAAAUCCGACAAAUUUUACUACUUUUUCGAAGAAAACACCUGAGAUAAAUUUGCAAGUUGUGUAGCCGCGAUUGCCUGCGUAGACUGUUCGUGCUAGUGUUUUACAAUUACAUUACAUUACGGAUCGGAUCCUUCCGCGGCAGCAGGUACGAGUUCGCACUCGAGAGAGUCAUGUUUUACGUGUCUAUUGAGAAAUUACUAAGCAGGAGUAAAGUAAUCUAAGUGGUUGUGGAAAGUGAUGGACUUUCUAAAAUUUUAAGUUUAUGUGUAAAAAUAUUCCGAUGAUAGAACAUAUUAAGUGAUAACGUAACGAUCAGAAUCAGCCAACAGUAUUGUGAGUGAACGAAAUCUCGGAUUUUCGCCUAUUCGAACCUACUUGAGAGGAUGGCUUACCACAAGCCAACAGACAUUGAUGGCUUCAUAACACAGAUGGCAAAGGCGGACAUGCGGGUCAAAGCGCAGCUCGCCGAAGAUUUGGUGCUAUAUCUGAGCGAUGCCGAGAACUCGAUCGAAUGCGUGGACCUGGGCUUGCUAAUAGACGGACUGAUCCCGUGGAUGGUUGGCAGUCAUUUUAAGAUCGCACAACGUGCUCUAGAAGCAUUUACCGAGCUGAUCGUUCGGCUUGGACAAGAUUUUAAUGCCUACACUUCUACCAUUCUGCCACAUGUAAUCGAUCGCCUUGGUGAUAGUCGAGACACAGUGCGGGAGAAAGCACAACUGUUACUGCACAAGUUGAUGGAAUGUAGAGUAGUUUCUCCGCAAGCCUUACUGGACAAGCUGACGAUGUGCUUCAAGCAUAAGAACGCAAAAGUUCGUGAAGAAUUUCUACAGACCAUAAUAAACGCAUUGAACGAGUACGGAACUCAGUCGCUAUCCGUGAAGACGUACAUUCAACCCAUAGUACUGCUCUUGGGGGAUCCUACACCAACGGUACGGGAUGCGGCAAUUCAAACACUAGUUGAAAUAUACAAACAUGUCGGAGACAAACUACGGGUCGAUCUCAGGAAGAAGGACGUUCCUCCUACUAAGUUCGCUAUUUUAGAGCAAAAGUUUGACGAAACACGAAACGAUGGCUUGCUUCUUCCUUCGGCGCUGAAUGCCGCCGUUUUCGGUGACGACGUUGAUGCGAAUGUAAUGGCCAGACCUGCCCGACUGGUAAAGCGAACGCCAUCCGCAACACCUAGAAAACCACUGUUCGAAACGCAGGGAUCCGGAGAUCUGCUUGCUGCCGGAGCCGUCUCCGGGGAAAUAUUUGAAAACUCAUUCGAAAACGUUCCACAGUUGUCGAUCUUUUCCCAGCGCGACAUGGACGAUCACAUGAAAUCCAUCAACAUUCUUAUAGGAGACAAAAACGUCGACUGGGAGAAGCGAGUGGAUGCGUUGAAAAAGAUCCGAUCGCUUCUGAUGAUCAGCGUCCAGAGUUCGCCGACAUUCACGCAGCAGCUGAAAGACUUGUCCAUUGCAUUCCUGGAUAUUUUAAAAGAACUUAGAUCGCAAGUGAUCCGCGAAGCAUGCAUUACGCUAGCUUACAUGAGCAAAACGCUGAAAAAUCGCAUGGACCAGUUUGUCAUCUACAUUCUGCAGGAGUUGAUAAACCUAAUUCAGAAUGCCGCAAAGAUCAUAUCGUCGGCCGGCACCAUUGCCCUCAAGUACGUCAUAAAGUAUACUCACGCUCCGAAACUUGUGCCAAUCAUAACCCAGAAUCUCAUGCAAUCUAAGUCCAAAGACAUCCGAAGCACGCUCUGCGAAAUCAUGUAUCUGCUGUUCGAGGAAUGGCCCACGAAGGCGUUGGAACGCAACAUGCUGCUGCUGCGCGACGCGCUGCGAAAGGGAAUCGCCGAUGCGGACAGCGAUGCCAGGAGACACAGUCGAUAUGCAUUUUGGAGCUUUCGAAGACACUUUCCGGAUCUCGCCGAUCAACUGUACGGAUCGCUGGAUCCCGCAACUCAGCGCACGCUGGAAAAAGACCGGGACUGCAUUGCGACUAAUGGUACCAACUCAAUGAGUGUUAGUUUACGUGGCAGCAAUAGUAGCUUAAAUUCUGUCUCUGGUGCGGUGAUAAAACGUAGACAAUCUUCGGGACUGAGAAGUCCAGCAUCUGCACAACCACCAGCUGGCUUACGAAGUAUUUCGGCCGUCGAUGCUGCCGCCGCACAAAGAGCUCGAGCGCGGGCACAAUACUCGAACAUGGCACGACAGAAAAUAUCAUCCGGUACCGCUUCCCUGCAGGGACAGUAUGCUCAACAAGCUCGUUCCAAGAAGAUAUCUGCCUCGAAUGCCACACCGCAACAGCCUUCUACUCCCGAACGAAAAAUACGCUCCCGGGCCGGUGUCUCGCAGUCCCAGCCUACGUCGAGAAGUACUUCACCGUCGAGUAAGCUGCGUGAUACUUAUGGCAUUCCUUCUCUUUAUAAACAAACCGGAACGGUUCCUAAAAAAGCUUCCGGCAUCCCCCGCUCGCUGGCGAAUUCCCGCGAAACAAGCCCGACAAGAAACACCCAAUUCGGAUCACUGCGACGUAACGUCUACAGUACAAACAGUCCGCGACGGCUGGAUCGACCGCCGAUGAACCCCGGCCGAGGUCCGGUGCUGUCGCAAAAGAUACUCCAACAGAGCAGGGAGGCGGAAAAUGCCCUAGCCGAUGCGCUGUCUCCGGACGAUCCGGACAUGUCGGCCGACUUCAAUCGGCUCGGGUUGCACCGAAAAAUCUCCCGCGACGAAUCGGACGAAAGCGAAGCGUCGUCGGUGUGUUCCGAGAGAAGUUUCGAUUCGUACAGGAGGGGCGCCGAUUCGUACUCAUGGAAUGGCUCCAGAACGCGACUGGACAGUUCGCGGCCAGUAAUUGAGGACAUUGAAACUAUUAUUCAAUUUUGCGCGUCUGCUCACUGGUCCGAGCGAAAGGAUGGACUAUGUAACUUGACGCAGUAUCUAAGCGAAGGAAAAAUGUUGACGCCCCAACAGCUGCAGAGCGUUCUGGAACUUUUCCGCAAAAUGUUUAUGGAUCCCCACAUUAAAGUCUAUUCAUUGUUUCUGGAUACGGUGAACGAAUUGAUACUGGCGCACUCUAAUGAUCUACACGAAUGGUUGUUCAUAUUGCUAACGCGCUUGUUCCAAAAACUGGGAGGCGACCUGCUCGGUUCCAUGCAUGGGAAAAUAUGGAAAACUCUACAGUUGAUUUACGAGUAUUUUCCAGCGGACCUUCAAAUGCAAUGUGUUUUUAGGAUUGUGGUUGAUCCGGUCCAGACUCCAAACACCAAAACUCGCCAAGCGACACUUAAAUUUUUGACUACUUUAGCGACUUCGUAUUGUACUGCAGCACAAUUCAUAACCCAUAGUCAAAACCAGCAGCAGGUUGAUCGGGCAAUCUUGAGAAUUAUCCAAACAGCACUGGAUCAGAAGAGUCUGGAGUUGAAAUCGCAGGCUCGGACUUGCAUAGUUGCACUGUACAACUGCAAUACUUCACAGAUGACAAUGAUUUUAGGCAAUCUUCCAAAGCAGUACCAAGAUACGGCUAAAGGAAUCAUCCAACAGCACAUGCGAAGGAGUACCUCAGGCACACAAAGUCCUUCCUCCCCUUUGUCGUCUUCAAGUCCUAAACCACUGCUAAGCCCACAGCAAGGUCCUUUCAGCUUACAGAAUAUGUCGACCUCCAGGUCGCGACAAGCUUCCGUAGACGUAACGGAGCUGAUGAACACGGAGGAAGUCUACAAAAGUCUCCGAAAAACGACAGCCGAAAUUCAGAACUACAGCUUCGAGGCGAAACUAGACAGAGAUGCAAACAGUAAGGAUUCCGGCAUAAGCCAAAUGGGCGAGCUGCAUCUGCAAAACGCCGACGGUUACUCGUUGGCUUCGAAUGGACUAAAUGGACAUAUUGGACUGGAGAAAGAUGAUUCUUGCAAUGGAUCGAAAACUCAGUCCGUCACUACGACCGAAUCGAACACGCCUGAAAAUACGGUACGACAGGAUGCAAUCGACGGUGGUCACAAUCCUUCAGCGCUACAGCAUCGCCAUCCCAGUUAUACACUUACAAAUACUGGCGAAUUAGUAUUAGAAAAUGGAACCAAGGAACAAGAUAUCAUUAAAGCUGCUAUCUUAUUGUCACAUGAAACAAGCUUAGAAACGACAGUUCAAGUAUUGGAGAAUCUAAAGUUGUGUAUUAAAUACGGAAACUGCGAACUGCCAAUUAAAAAUUUCAGAGCGAUUAUGAAAAUGCUGUUAAACCUAAUGGAAUCCCAAAACAACACAGUGCUAAUCGCUUCACUACAAACGCUCGGCCGUAUUGUACGUAGUUCAGAGAUGAAAGCGUGCUGGGGUAACUUCCUGGAAUUGAUCCUGUUAAAGAUAAUCGAUUGUUACAAAAUUAGCAAAGAGGUUUCGCGGGAGAUUGAUUUAAUUGUUGUCAAAAUUGCAACUGUUUUACCUCUUGAUGUGUCUGUAAAUAUUCUCAACCCAGUCAUCGCGACAGGCGACUUCCCGGCGAAUCUGUGUGCGCUGAAAAUUCUGAAAGAGUUGGCCCAUGAGCAAGGGAAAGAUUUGACAGAUAAUCACUUAGAUAAUAUUAUGCCAAACAUAGCUAGGUUAACAGAUGACAGUCAAUCGAUGGUGAGAAAGGCGGCAGUUUUUUGCAUGGUUGAGCUUUACAUCGUCAUGGGCGAGGAAAAAGUGAAGCCAAAAUUUACGCUCCUAAAUGCGAGUAAAAUAAGAUUGUUAAACGUAUACAUCACGAAAGCGUUAGGCAGCAAUAGUAAAGGAUCGAUUUCAUGAUCUAAUGCCAUGUGAUUGUUGAUAAAAGGACACAAGUUCGCUAAAUUACGCUGUAAAUUUGGUAGAAACAUUUGGAUUAUUUAUGAAUAUAUUUAUCACUAAAUUCAAACUUUGUUCUUUUUGUUUAAACAAUUAAGCAGUAUGUUACUAUUGUCGGUAGCAAUCAAACUAACGAGAUUUUUUAAUAAAAUAA